AUGACCCAGGCUGGCCUCCAUGUCAUCUUCGACAGCGCCUCCAACGAUCCUCCCCGCGUGGCAGAGCUAGAUGUUGUCGCUGUCCACGGCCUCAACUUCAAGAACAGCGAUGAUCACGCCCGGAAGACAUGGACGAUGGGUGACAAGCUCUGGCUGAAAGACUUCCUCCCGAACGCCCUUUCAAGACCCUCUCGGGUGAUGCUCUUCGAAUACAACUCGAGUCCUGCCAUUGGUGCGACGGCUAUCAAACUGGCCGGCCACGCGAACAACUUGCUACAAUGGCUCAAACUGAAGCGGAAGGCACUCGUCGCAGCCACAUUAGAUGUUGCAUACAGAUCUAUCGUCGAGGCGACCCGUCUUCUCGUUUUCUUUGCUACGCCACACCAGGGCGGGAAUUAUGCCAGUCUUGGUGACAUCGUGGCCAAAAUAGUCAGAACGGGCAUGUCCAAGCCAAGGAAUGACCUCCUUGAUGCCUUAAAGGAAAACUCGGACCAAGCGACGCAACGAUUCGAACAAGCUCGCCAUUUGCCCGAGAAAUGUCUUGUCGUCAGCUUCUACGAGGGAGACCCGUAUGGCAAGAUAGGUCUUAUUGUUGACAAGAAAUCUGCUACAUUGAAUCUCCCGGGUACACGUGAGAAGCAGAUAGCCAUGCAGGCUGAUCAUAGCACUAUUUGUAAAUUUGAGUCCGCCGACAGCCCCGCAUGCGAGCUGGUUUUGGGGACCAUCGCUGACGAGGUCGACCGCGCUCUGACGAUGGAUGGGCCUGCCCCUUGCCGCAUGCCCGGGUAUCCUUUGAACUCCAUAGCACCAGUAAAAACCUUUGUUCAGCGACCAGCUCUUCGUGACAGCAUCCGAAAUCAGCUCAUGAGACCCCUCGAGGCUAAUAAACAAGGGGAGGUAAAGAAGGUGGGAGUAUGGGGCAUGGGCGGAGCGGGAAAGUCACAGCUAGCUCUAAGCUACCUGCAGCAUUAUCGAACCGAGUAUGACGCCACAUUCUGGAUUCAAGCGGACCAGACGGCCUCUAUUGACCGAGACUUCCUAGCCAUCUACCGACUUCUAGGAGAUACUACGUCUUUACUAUCCGAUCCAAAUGCCGAAGACGUGAAGCGAGAAGUACUCAGCUGGUUUGCUAGAGCAUCUGGAAAGUACCUUGUCAUCUUCGACGGUGCCGAUUCUUUGCACCAAACAGACAAAAGCUUUGUGGCGUUGUCUGAAUACUGCCCGGGAUCUCCCAACAUACACAUUAUUAUCACGAGUCGAACAUCCAUCGCGAAAUCUAUGUCGACGUUCGAAGGAGUUUCUGUCGGGGAACUUGAAGAGUCACAAAGUGUUGAACUCUUCCUGACUUGCGCAGAGAUACGACCACCGCGGGAUAAUGUGGUGGCUGAAGCUGAAUUCAUUGUGAAGGAGCUGGGUUACCUUGCCCUGGCAAUCAGCAUGGCGGGAAACGUCAUGACAGUGUGGGAGACGUCUUACGAUGCGGUAUCCGAGCACCUUCCGGAAGCAUGCCGGCUUCUAACAUUGUUGUGUUUUAUUCAUUACGAUGACAUCUUCAUCGAGCUGUUCGGCCUACACAUUGAUUCAGGCUCAACAGAAGUUGCAGCAUGGACAUCAGUUUUAGGGUGUCAAAUUAGGGUUGACUUGCAUCAGUUGGAGAAAUGUUUUCGGGUUCUGGAAAACUACUCACUCUGCCAGCGCAAGGUGAUGCAAACCUCAUACUCGAUUCAUCGCCUUGUUCAUGCCUGGGGCUACGAUCGACUACAAGGCGACGGGGACGAAGUGAAACGCUUUUGGUAUGCAGCAUCACAGCUCCUGGAUGAUUACCUAAAGACUAUCAGUGAUCGCCAGGAUGGUCCUGCGUCAAAGCUGCGAGUUGUGCCACAUUUGACAGACAACAUCCACAGCUUUAAGGGGGCCUCAACAGUCAUUGACUUGAACGAAAUCGAUUGGCUUGAGACAGUAGAAAGUUUUGGCCUUUUUUUUGUGGAGAUAGGGCGCUGGAAUGACGCAGCAUUAUCUCAAAGGGAGGUGUUUGAGAAAAGGCAGCGGAUCCUUGGCGAUGAGCAUCCAGAUACAAUCACGGCCAUGAGCAACCUUGCAAAUACGCUAAGCGACCAAGGCAAACUGGACGAAGCAGCAUCGAUGAUGAAGGAGGUGCUUGAGGAACGGCAGCGGAUUCUUGGUGAUGAGCAUCCAGAUACAAUCUCGGCGAUGAAUAACCUUGCAUUAACGCUAAGCGACCAAGGCAAACUGGACGAAGCAGCAUUGAUGAAGAGAGAGGUGCUUGAGAAGAGGCAGCGGAUUCUUGGUGAUGAGCAUCUAGAUACAAUCAAGGCGAUGAGUAACCUUGCAAUUACGCUAAGCGACCAAGGCAAACUGGACGAAGCAGCAUUGAUUAUGAGGGAGGUGCUUGAGAAGAGGCAGCGGAUUCUUGGUGAUGAGCAUCCAGAUACAAUCAAGGCGAUGAGUAACCUUGCAUUAACGCUAAGCCACCAAGGCAAACUGGACGAAGCAGCGAUGAGGAUGAGGGAGGUGCUUGAGAAGAUGCAGCAGAUUCUUGGUGAUGAGCAUCCACAUACAAUCACGGCGAUGAAUAACCUUGCAUUAACGCUAAGCGACCAAGGCAAACUGGACGAAGCAGCAUUGAUGAGGAGAGAGGUGCUUGAGAAGAGGCAGCGGAUACUUGGUGAUGAGCAUCCAGAUACAAUCACGGCGAUGAGUAACCUUGCAAUUACGCUAAGCGACCAAGGCAAACUGGACGAAGCAGCAUUGAUGAAGAGAGAGGUGCUUGAGAAGAGGCAGCGGAUCCUUGGCGAUGAGCAUCCAGAUACAAUCACGGCCAUGAGCAACCUUGCAAAUACGCUAAGCGACCAAGGCAAACUGGACGAAGCAGCAUUGAUGAAGGAGGUGCUUGAGAAACGGCAGCGGAUUCUUGGUGAUGAGCAUCCAGAUACAAUCUCGGCGAUGAAUAACCUUGCAAUUACGCUAAGCGACCAAGGCAAACUGGACGAAGCAGCAUUGAUGAAGAGAGAGGUGCUUGAGAAGAGGCAGCGGAUUCUUGGUGAUGAGCAUCCAGAUACAAUCACGGCGAUGAGUAAUCUUGCAUCUACGCUAAGCGACCAAGGCAAACUGGACGAAGCAGCGAUGAGGAUGAGGGAGGUGCUUGAGAAGAUGCAGCGGAUUCUUGGCGAUGAGCAUCCACAUACAAUCUCGGCGAUGAAUAACCUUGCAAUUACGCUAAGCGACCAAGGCAAACUGGACGAAGCAGCAUUGAUGAGGAGAGAGGUGCUUGAGAAGAGGCAGCGGAUUCUUGGUGAUGAGCAUCCAGAUACAAUCAAGGCGAUGAGUAACCUUGCAAUUACGCUAAGCGACCAAGGCAAACUGGAUGAAGCAGCAUUGAUUAUGAGGGAGAAACAACCGCUUCUCAAGAGAGUAACUGGGAAGUUGAGACGGGUUCGAGAUUCCUUUCGAUCUGAUCAAAAUUAA
This is a messenger RNA of Fusarium redolens, 3486 nucleotides long. RefSeq lists its product as uncharacterized. Gene Ontology annotation, cellular component: kinesin complex. Bases 1 to 3486 code for a protein of 1161 amino acids. Gene Ontology annotation, molecular function: protein binding; ADP binding. The record is from RefSeq and is a predicted model, not a curated record. The transcript is spliced from 7 exons. Lineage: Eukaryota; Fungi; Ascomycota; Sordariomycetes; Hypocreales; Nectriaceae.